CAAAUUAUUGAGGGCCCCCCGGGCGCCCCCUGGCGGCCCCCACUUUGAAAAGCACUGCGCUAGCGUUUUUCAAGAAUUCUCCUGCUCACUCUCAUUGGUCCUUUUCACCAGAAGUGGACAACCAAUCGGAUCGCGUUUCUGAAUUGCGUCGUCCAUAGGACCUAGUUGAACGCAUGUCCUUGAUGACCAGUCCCCCAUACUCCGUAUGUAGUAGUCGCCAGCGUAAAGUGCGUUUGAAAUAUUCGAGAAUAUUUACUUGACCUUUUGCAUCGUCUACAACUCCGAGGGCCGAACAGACACAAAGUGAAUUAGUUUUGACGAGUGUGGAGUAGCUUAUGAAAAUAUUUCGCGAUGAAAGCCGAGGUGGCCACAGCUGUGAACUUUAUUACCACGUUACUGAGAGGAACAGGACUUCUGUCUGAAGAACAACUCCAACACUUCAGCCGUUCUCUGGAAGAGGCUUUAGGAGAGCAUUAUGAGGACCACUGGUUUCCUGAUGCACCGUUUAGAGGUUCGGGAUAUCGCUGUAUCCGGAUCAAUCACAAGAUGGACCCGGUAGUAGGGAAGGCCGCUUACACCAUCGGCCUCAGCAGGAAGCAGCUUUUAUCCCUCUUACCCUGCCAGCUUACGAUGUGGGUCGACCCCUACGAAGUGUCAUAUCGUAUAGGGGAGGACGGGUCCAUUGGUGUACUGUAUGAUUCCACACCGCCGCCGGAAACUCAUCUGAACUCUGUGGACAGCUGCAAAGAGAAACUGACACACUCGAUGACUGUGAUGACUGUUUCCAGCUAAUGUCUAAUUUGUUUUAUACUUUUUUUUUAAUGAUUUUUGGAAAUUGGAUAUAUUUGGACUCAAUACUUGAUUUUAAUGCCUGUACAAUUUUGUACAUUUUUAUACAUUUCAUUUAUAUAGUGUUAGAUAUUAUGCAAAUAAAAUAUACUACAUAUACA
Ictalurus punctatus (channel catfish) is the source of this 950-nucleotide messenger RNA. RefSeq names its product protein BTG1-like. The transcript has 3 exons. NCBI's taxonomy places the organism in Eukaryota, Metazoa, Chordata, Actinopteri, Siluriformes, Ictaluridae. The record is from RefSeq and is a predicted model, not a curated record. Gene Ontology annotation, biological process: negative regulation of mitotic cell cycle; negative regulation of cell population proliferation. Bases 352 to 792 code for a protein of 146 amino acids. Gene Ontology annotation, cellular component: cytoplasm; nucleus.